This is a messenger RNA of Chlamydomonas reinhardtii, 4740 nucleotides long. RefSeq lists its product as uncharacterized. Gene Ontology annotation, cellular component: kinesin complex; cytoplasm; membrane-bounded organelle. Gene Ontology annotation, biological process: microtubule-based movement. Gene Ontology annotation, molecular function: kinesin binding. Bases 117 to 4112 code for a protein of 1331 amino acids. The record is from RefSeq and is a predicted model, not a curated record. Lineage: Eukaryota; Viridiplantae; Chlorophyta; Chlorophyceae; Chlamydomonadales; Chlamydomonadaceae. The transcript is spliced from 10 exons.
ACAAUUCAACGCACAUAAAGAGUGUGUGCCCAAGCAAGCAUUGUAAAGUUGCGCCCCCACGGUGGCUGAGCUCGCUGCUGAGGCAGGAUAAAAACUCCAGCCCCACUCAACCAUCGAUGGGAAGCGGUUGUUCAACGUCAGUGGCGAAGCCAAUACAGCCUCGAUGGGUGGCGCCGGUUCUGCCUUUAGCGGCAUGGCCAUUCGAGGAUGUGCAAGCUUGGUUCUUGACCUUGCCACCCAGCCUCCACAAAUACGCGCCUCGCCUCGCAUGUGACACGGGUGCAAUCGUGGUGCUCUGGAGCGACACGCUGCUGGCGAAGGCGGGCGUGGCUGACGAGUUUGACCGCGAGCGCCUGCUGACGUACCGGAAUCUGCUAGCGGCGCAGCAGGCGACGGCGGCGGCGGCCACCGCUGAUGCACCCCCGGUAUGCACGGCGCCACCACCGCCACCACCGCCACCGCCGGCAACAGAGCCAGCGGCAGGAGUGCCUGUGCCAUCGGCUCCCCGCAGUGGCGUCAUUGACGCGCACCUGAGCAUCCAAGUGACCCACACCCAGCAAGGCGCCGCCGCCGCCGCCACCACCGCCGCUGGCGCGCCGCCGCCGCCUUUGCGGCCGGCGGCAGAGGCAACAGCAGGGGUGGCGGUGGGCGGCAGCGGCAUCAAGCAAGGGACGGAAGUGGUGCCAUCAGGGAGUGCUGGCGCGCCGCCGCCCCCUGGCCCCAAACCCAAUGCAGCUAUGCGGGAAAAGCUUAUGUCGGCGCUGAGGGUCGGCGUGUCUGUGGGUAUCAAGCUGCUUGAGAACGUGGGGCCGGUGCUGCCCAUCCCCGGCCCCACUGCGGCCGCGGUGCUGCAGAAGGUGCUGGAGGCCGCAGACCAGGCGCUGGUCAACGCCGACAACGUGGCCGCGCUGCGCGACCGCGCGGUGGCGUUCAUGGACCUGUGUGUGGAGUACUCGGGCACGCUGGGCAGCAAGGGCGUGUACAAGCGCACCGUGUCGCGCUUCACGGAGCACCUGGAGGACAUCCUGGCCUUCUGCACCGAGUACCGCUCGCGCGGUGUGGUGCUCAAGGUGCUGCGCGGCGGCAGCGACCGGCAGCGGCACGAGGACCUGUGCGCGGCGCUGGGCGAGCUCACCGAGGAGGUGGUGCUGGUGGUGGGCGUGGACACCAACAGCCAAGUGGACGAGGCCGUGAAGCUGUUGCGGAGGCAGGCAGCCUACAUGGACCGCUCCGAAGCGGUGGCGGCGCAGGUGUGCGCGCUGGGCGGCGUGGAGGCGGUGGCGGCCGACCCCGCCAAGCUGUCCGCCGUCAUGACCUCACUGGACAGCGGCCAGGCGCUGACACUGACCGUGGUGUCGCAGCUCAUCGCGGCGGCGGCGGAGGCGGGGCCGCACCAACAGAUCCGCCAGCCCGACCUGCGCGUGUUCUGGCGGGCGCAGUACGGCAAGGAGGCGGAGGUGCCGUGGGUGGUGUUCUGGUCCGACUUCCCGCACGUGAUGGAGAUCGCAGCGGAGCAGCGCGCCGCACUGCAGGCCGCCAUCGCCACGCAGGAGGCACGCAAGGCGCUGCAGGCGGCCCUGGAGCUGGACGGCAACCCCGCCCGGGUCUCCGUGUACGACCUGCGCAUGGCGUUCCGCGGCGACUCCGACCUGCUGGAGGAGGUGGUGGGGCUGCUGGGCGCAGCCGCGGCGUCGGCGCUGGGUGGCGGGGGCGGUCUGCCAGCAGCAGGCGGCAGUGAGGGUGGCGGCACAAGCACAGCGCCUGCCGAUGGCGCAGAGGCGGGCGCCGCUGCGCCACAGCCGGCCGCGGCCAGCUCAACCGCAGCCACCGGCGGAUCCGCCGCCACCGCCGCCGCUGCCGCAAGCACUGCAGCCACUGCCGCUGCCUCUGCCGCCUUUCGGUGCCAGCUGCCCUCCAAGGACCCCAACUACACGGGCCGCGACGCCGAGGCCGAGCAGCUUGCCGGCGUGCUGGCGGCGCCGGGCGCACAGGCGCUGCUGCUGGUGGCGCCGGGCGGCUACGGCAAGAGCUGCCUGGCAGUGGACGUGGGGUGGCGGCUGGUGGCGGCGCGGCGCGUGCCCGCCGGCGCGCUGUGGGUGGACCUGCGCGAGGCGAGCAGCGCGUCAGAGGUGACCUCGCGCUUCUUGGCCGCGGCGGGCGUGGACAAGGAGGAGCAGCUGAUGCCCAGGCUGCAGCAGGCGGUGGCAGCAGCCGCAGCGGCCGGCGGCGAAGAUGGUGGCGGAGGUGGCGGUGAUGAAGGCGGCGGCGGGGCCGGGGCCGCGCUGCUGCUGGUGGUGGACAAUGCGGAGGACCCGCUCAACUGCGACGGCGGCCGCGCAAAGCUGAAUGAAUUGCUGGGGAAGUUGCUGCUCCUCACAACGCCGGGUGGCGGCGGCGGCGGUGGUGGCAGCGGCGCUGGCGCCGCCAAAGUGCUGAUCACCACGCGCCCCACACAGGCAUCAGCACCGCUCGCGCUGCCGCCCAGCUGUAGCGCGGCGGGAGUGACGCUUCACACGCACGUGGUGGGAGAGAUGGACCCCGCCGCCGCCGCGGGGCUGCUGUCCGCCACCUGCUCCGACCUCACGCCGGAAGAGGUGCAGCGGCUGUGCGCGGCCUGCUGCUACGUGCCGCUCGUGCUGCGCACCGCAGGGGAGGCGCUGGCGGCGGGCCGCACCACUGUGGAGGAGCUGCUGCAGCAUGCCGCCGCCCACGGCGGCGGCAGCGGAGGCGCUGGCGGCGCUGGCGGCGCCGCAGGCGGCGGCGGAGAGGGAGGCGGCGGCGGGGACGGCGGCGGCGCGGCGGCGGGCAACACCAGGGGCCAGUUGGCGCUGGUGCUGGGGUGCAUCAGCCGCCGGCAGCAGCAGGCGAUAGCGCAGCUGUCCAUCUUCCCAUCCGGCUUCGAUGACGAGGCCGCCGGCGUCGUACUGUACGGCGGCGGCGGCAGUGGCGGCGGCAGCAGCGGCGGCGGCGCCGCCGCCGCCGCCCAGCAAGCACGCCCCGUGCUGCGGCUGCUGUACCGCGCCGGGCUGUUGUCGUACAAUUCGGCGCGGCACCAGUAUGUCAUGCACAUGGCCGUACGGCGGGCGGCGGGCGAGCUGGCGGCGGCGGCGUGCCCGGCCUGGCUGCGCGACGCGGAGGCGCGGUACGGCACGCACGUGGCGGGCUGCGUGUCGCAGUACGAGCAGAUGUACGGCAGGGCGGCCGAGUGGCGGGUGGCUAUGGCCAUGACGCGCGACGCGCAGACUGACAUCACGAACAUGCUGAAGCUGGGUCCGGUGACGUCGGGGGCGCUGGGGCGCGUGGUGAGCAGCUCCACGCUGGACCUGCUGAACGCCCUCAACAUGCUGCGCCCCCUCAACGCCCUUCUGGGCACCGCCAUCGAGGUGCUGGCGGCCGAACAAAGCAGCAGUAGCAGCAGCAGUAGCAGCAGUAGCAACAGCAGCAGUAGCAGCAGUACAGGAAAGGCCGAGAGCGCCACAGCACCCGGCAGCGGCGGCGGGGCCGGCGAGGCAGCGCAGCAGGCGGCUGCGAAGGCUGCCGCUGACGCCGCCGAUGCUGCAAGCGCGCUGGUGGGGCUCCUGCUGCUGCACGCCUGGUCUCACUACCUGCUGCACCAGUUUGCAAAGGGCGAGAAGGUGGCGCGCCGCGCGCUGCAGGCGGCGGAGCGGGGGCUGGGAAAGGAGCACCCCACCACGCUCACUGUGCUGUUUGUGCUGGCGUCAUGCAUCAAAGACCAGUACCGCUUCGAGGAGGCGGAGCCGCUGCUGCAGCGCUGCCUCGACACCCGCGAGUCCGUGCUGGGCCAGGCGCACGCCGACGUCUGCUCCUCGCUCCUCUACCUCGCCGCGUGCAUCGACACCGCCGGCCGCCCCGACGAUGCCGAGCCGCUCUACGCGCGCUGCCUGGACCUGCAAGGCAGAGUUCAGGGCGCCGAGCACCCCGAGACGCUCCGGACCAUGUUCUGGCUCGCCUACUGCUACCACAAGCUGGACCGGGACGCGGAGGGUGAGGCGCUGGCGACGCGCUGCCUGGAGAUACAGCAGCGUGUGUUGGGACCUGAACACCCUGACAUUGAAAGCACGAAGUCGGUGCUGUCGUGCUGUAGGAGCUAGACAGCACGCACCUAGCAGUGCUGGUAGCAGCGAACGGGGGGUGCUGGGGAGGAGGGUUUCCAGGGGGGAGGGUUUCCAUGUUAGACAUACGACAUGGACACAUGGUUGCUUGGUUGCACCAGGUACUUAGCAGCGGCGAGGCGCUCUGCUCUGAGCCACAGGGCAGCAGCGGAAGGCGGGGGCGGCACACAGGGCUUUACGGGUGCUGCCUAACGGCUGCAACGAUGUUGAACUGACCGUGCACAAAUCCGGUGGGUGUUGUCGAUAUGUGAUUACGCAAACGGAGGAGUUGAGGAGUUGGACGAGGACACAGUGGGUCAGAAGGUCGCCGUGUUUGGGGAAAGACAGCUUCGUGUGCGAAUUAUUGGCGCCUAGGUGGGCUCAAGGGUGGGCUGCAGCGCAGGGGAAGGCAGCGAAGGCCGCCCGUGCGCGCGAGCAUACGGUACGCUAGACAAUCACUUUGAGCACUUCGCUGGUGUAUGAAGGGAAUUAUGUACGUGAAUGACCCUCAUAGCGUUCCCGGGACGUUAGCUGCAUGGGCGCCUGCGCGCCGUGGCGUGUGCUGUGCAUCUGACAUGGAGGCUGACGAGUUGUUCAUCGGGCACAGGCUCGGCUUUCCGAACCUUGA